Messenger RNA from Drosophila hydei, 1404 nucleotides. It is a transcript of the gene Naa60, whose product is annotated as N-alpha-acetyltransferase 60. NCBI's taxonomy places the organism in Eukaryota, Metazoa, Arthropoda, Insecta, Diptera, Drosophilidae. The record is from RefSeq and is a predicted model, not a curated record. Gene Ontology annotation, biological process: N-terminal peptidyl-methionine acetylation. Gene Ontology annotation, cellular component: Golgi membrane. The transcript is spliced from 5 exons. Gene Ontology annotation, molecular function: histone acetyltransferase activity; protein-N-terminal amino-acid acetyltransferase activity. The coding region runs from base 254 to 1093 and encodes 279 amino acids.
CGAGCGAGCAAGUGGGUUUAUGCUGCGAUUGUGAAUUUUAAUUAAAAUCAAUUAGGCGCACACACAAAAAGUAACGCACGCAGAGAGAACACACCAUUCAAAUUUCAGACUAUCAUAACACAAACAGACAGUUGAUCAAAUUCCGCGCUUAACCUGUGGUGCAUACACCACAACCCAUGGACAUAAUUGCCCUAAUUGGAAAUAAGAGCAGCGGCAACAACAGCAGCAGCACCCAAGCAGCGGCUCCACUAGCAUGGCACAAUUUACGCUCUACAAUAAACAUAAUGCUCCGCCCAACAACGAUAUCAUUACACGCGUCGACUGCGACUGCGAGCAUGUGCCUCUGUGUUCGGUUAAUGAUGUCCAGCUAAGGUUCUUAGUGCCUGAUGACUUAACGGAGGUUCGCACGCUGUGCCAAGAAUGGUUUCCAAUCGAUUAUCCACUGUCAUGGUACGAGGAUAUUACCUCAAGCUCGCGCUUCUUUGCGCUAGCCGCUGUUUAUAAUCUGGCCAUAAUUGGUUUAAUUGUUGCUGAAAUCAAACCGUAUAGAAAUGUUAAUAAGGAGGUAAUAGCCAAUAUCAGUGAUAGUGAUGAGUUUUACACGAGGUUGAGCGGUUUUCCCAUGCAGGACAAAGGCAUAUUGCCGGACUCGAUGGGUCGUACCGCUGAUGUGGGCUACAUAUUAUCGCUGGGUGUUCAUCGUUCCCAUCGUCGGAAUGGCAUCGGUUCGCUGCUACUGGACGCACUGAUGAACCAUUUGACGACAGUAGAAAGACAUGCGGUGAAGGCAAUCUUCCUGCACACGCUGACCACAAAUCAACCUGCCAUAUUUUUCUACGAGAAAAGAAGAUUUACGUUACAUUCGUUCCUGCCCUACUACUAUAAUAUACGAGGCAAGGGCAAGGACGGCUUUACGUACGUGACCUAUAUAAAUGGCGGUCAUCCACCUUGGACAUUAUUAGAUCACUUCAAGCACUACGCUUCCAAGCUUCGUCACACUGGUAGCCUUUGCGUGUGGAUGGUAUCCCGCGUGCAGCAAAUGGUACGUUGGUUCUACCACAAGCUGCUAACACGCUUCAAUGCUAUUGAAUGAGCCAAACGGACUGCAACCACUCCCCCAAUCAUUCUUCCGACACUCGAGAGAAUUGUGUAUGAUAAGUGUGUUCUCACAUAUGCAUCUGUAACAUCUGUCACAUCUGUCUAGCAUCUUGAAUCAUCGUCCUGUUGAUAACGACGUACACAACAUUCAUGUUAAAUGUUAGGCGAGCCAAAUCGUUUCGUUUUAUACUUACAAACCAAGGAACAAAAAUGUUGAAAGUUGUAAAAUAGUCUUAUAUACAUGUAAAAUAACGUUUUUAAAUAUGUAUAUGUUCACUGCUGUAAAUAGUCGUAUCAUCUUUUAUU